GAUAUUUACAACUUUAAUAAGACAGGUCUUUACUAUUACAUGCCACCCAAUUGUUUGCUUGCUACAAAGCAGCUCUCUGGAGGCAAGGGAGAUAAAACUCGUAUCUCCCUUAGCUUCAUUGCUAAUGCUGAUGGAUCUGAUAUAAGGGGCCCAUUGUUUAUUAGGCAUGCUAGAAAACCACAAUGUUUUAAUAAGAAGGAG
Molecule: messenger RNA, 201 nt
Organism: Fomitiporia mediterranea MF3/22
Lineage: Eukaryota; Fungi; Basidiomycota; Agaricomycetes; Hymenochaetales; Hymenochaetaceae
Exons: 1
Source: RefSeq, a predicted model, not a curated record